This is a messenger RNA of Hydatigera taeniaeformis, 255 nucleotides long. Lineage: Eukaryota; Metazoa; Platyhelminthes; Cestoda; Cyclophyllidea; Taeniidae. The record is from the annotation of a GenBank genome assembly.
UACCAAAUGAAUUGGACUGAAUUGCAGGACAACGGAGGCUCACCAGUCACCAACUAUGUUGUGGAGAAGCAGGAUCUGCAGACGGGAGAGUGGACACCAGUGAGCAGUUAUGUGCGUGGGACCGAGUUCGAUGUGCCUAACCUGGAUGAGGGCAAACGCUACAACUUCCGAGUCAAAGCUGUCAAUGAGAAUGGUGCUAGUGAGCCAUUGGAGUCACAAACACCCAUCACGGCUACCAAUCCCGUUGGUAAGUAA